ACUCCUUCAAGACUGUUGGAAAAGCAUUCCAGGGGCCCGUGGAGAGGUUCAGGGAGAGGAGCAGACCUCUGGCACCGACCCUGGAAGAGAGGAGGGACCACCUCAUAGAGAGAAGGGGCCACAACAGAAGGAGGACGGAACAAUGCCAUUGGACAUCUGCCUUGGGACAGAGCCAUGACCAGUCUGGAGCCAGACAGAAGACUGGACUCCACACUCUGACUGAAACCUUCAAGCACAAACACAACCAUGCUUACAUGACCAAUUGACCGCUGGGCCUUAUCCAUCCACCAUCCAUCUGAUCCAUCCGGCCUCCUCAGCACAUUCCAUUCCACGCGGAUGGAUACGUCAAGUGAACCGGUCCGACUAGAGCACUGCCUUGGCCCUACCGUAACCCUGGCGACCUGGCUGUUAACAUAAACACCAGGCCUGACCUUUCACCUCUCAGCCUUACCUACUUAUCUGGGUAACCCUGGGAAGGUCUGGCCCGGACGACAUAGCCACGGUUUCCUGGUAUUUCUGUCUCGCUUUCUGUUUAUCUGUCUGUCUCUCUCACUCUUUAUAUAUUCUUCUACUGCCAGGGAAGCCCUGUCCAUCUGUCCUCAGCCCAUCCCUGACCCCUGAACCCUGGUAGAUUUUGAAGCCUUGCACUAGAUUAAGUGUCUCCAUUUGUGACCUCAUGUUCCCUUUGAGACUUGGGUAGAGACGUCUCUACAGGGAAAGACAAGGAAUAUGAUGCUGAUGUAGAAAGCUUGUUAAAUACAAAAGUAGUAUAUUGAGGUUAAUUCAUACAGUAUAAACACAUUAUCAGAUACAAAUAAAUGGAUUGCUGGCAAAUUUGUUUUAUGUUAAGAGCCCCUGCUCAUACUCAUGUUGCUAACCUGCCCUGUAUUAACAUUGAUCUCAUCCUUGUAUGUGUGCUCACGUAAUCAAAAUGCCCUCCAAAGGAAUGACAACAGCAGAAACAACAACAACGAAGCUGUCUGAUAUGAGUCCAUGUUGGGAGGAGCAGUCAGAAAUCUGUGGGGUGGGAUUCAUGUUGGUAAAACUCCUCCUGCUUUCUCGCUCCAGUUAAUCCCACCAGCUUGCCUCUGGGCCCGACCCCGUGUUUAUGUCUGCUGCUGCUCAAUGCUGUGCUCAUGUCAUUAUCAUCCGACGCAGGUGUGCAGGGGAGACCCACCUAAUGCACUACUAUAUCACCACCCCCUAAUUCACAAUACACUACCCCCGAUUCACCACUACACCACCCCCUAAUUCACAAUACACUACCCCCAAUUCACCACUACACCACCAUACUAAUACCCCAUACCAUGAACUGAGAGAGAGGACGAUUUGUUACAGGGGUUUACUUCCUAUUCACUAUCUUUCUCUCUCUCUCCCUCUGUUUUUCUCCUUUUUUUCCAUUUCUUUCUUGCUUGCUCUCUCUUUCUUUCUCAUCAUCAUCUGCGUCGCUAUAAAGUGAUUGACACUGGGGACCUCAACAGUGAGGCCCCUCCCCCCAGGGCAGGUCGACAUGUAGCUAAUGGGGGGAGGAGGGAGGGUUUUUGGCAUCCUCAUUCUGCAGAUAGGGACGCACACUGAGGAGAAUCCCUAUACGAGAGAGAGAGGGAAACAGAAGGAGAGAGAGGGGGGCCUGAAGAAAGGCAGAGGAGGAGAAGAAAUGAGGGAGAGAUACAUGAUGGACAGAAGAGAGAGGUAGUUAUUGAGGGGGGCGAGGAACAGGGUGCAAGCAAGACAUAGAAGGCAGAGGGGAGAGAUGGAAGGAGGCAGUUCUUGUAUUUAGAUUUGGAUCUUGAAUUUGUGGUUUAAACACACACUGACUGGACAACAGGAUGUAGCUAGCCUGAGGCUAUAGUCUUCAUCAACACCACUCCAGUCCUCCUGUCUGUCUGUCCCACCAGUGUACUUCCUGUGGCAGCCCUGGGCCUGGUCUGGAAGGUCAUCUGAUGGGUUUUCUUAAAGCAGCACACACAUCCUCUGGAGACUAGGGCUGUGUCUCAAAUGGCACCCUAUUCCUUAUAUAGUGCACUACUUUUGACUAGGGUCCAUAGCACUGAGGUACAAAAGAACUGGCGACUGCGUCCAAGAUGUCCGACCGUUGAAUCUACUCGCGUUUGCAUACGCCGAUUUCAUGCACCGUCUAUAUCCGGGUUGCAUCCGGUUUACACGGCCCGACUUCACUUGCGCACUAGCACUCAGUGCACACAGGGAGCAGCGACGACGUCGUCACGCCAUCCAAAAACAUGGUAGACAUUGGAUGAAUUUAAAAUGUUAUCUUCGGCUGUGAGUGAUGGGGGGGAAAUUGUCCUCAGCGACAAUUCUUUGAAUAAUUCAAUGGAUGUUUUGUGCACAAAGAUGAUGACUAAAGUGUCUUAUUAGGAAUUUUCUAAUUUGACUUCUCCAUGUGGCCGUCUAUGGAAAUAGUCUUUCUGGACCGGGCGUCAGUUAAACUGCAGUACCGAAGCAAGACUGUAGAAGCGGUCGAAACCGUGCUUCUAGACCAGAACCCUGGCCCCUUGGUCCAUAGGACUCUGGUCAAAAGUAGUGCACUAUAUAGGGUGUCAUUUGGCACGCACUCUAGGAGCGUAGCUGCAGCUACUCCUCAGUUAUAACACAGCAGCUGAAGUGGUGUAACACUGCUAUCAAUUCUGAUCAACUCAGAAUACUGAACAGUUAGUGUCUACUCAUUUUAUUCUCCCUCAUUCUCCAUUCCAUCUCAUCGUUGUCUUUGGGUCGCAAGACUGAGUGAGAACAAUCUUUCCUGUGAGAAGUCAUCAGUCUGAUUCAAGCAGACAGCAGGCCCACACGCUGCCUGUGGUUGGUUGCUCUGCUUCGUCUCGGCAGCAUAGCUUUCAUAGUUCUAUAAGGAGUUUUCGGGAGGGAAGGUGUGAGGCCCCACUCUCCUUUCUGUGGGGGGUAGGCUUGGUGUCAACAGACAUCUUUGCUUUGUGCCAAACUGAGGGAGAGGGAAUGGGGGAAAGUAAAGGGGUGAGUCUAUAUCGUGCCCCCCUUUAUACACUCCCUCCCUUUAUUCCCUUUCUUUCUCUUGGGGUUCAACUGUAAACUCAGAGUUGAUGGGAGGAAGGUUAGCCUGCCACUGUCAAAAUCACUCUCACACGAACACACACACACAGACACCAUUUGUACCCCCUUCAUGUCCUGGGAGCAUCCUUGAUAUCCCACCGCACUACUCUACUGAACGCCCGGCCCAACAGCCAAACUCACAGUUGAAUUGGAAUCGACUAUCCAAACAGAGAGGGAAUAUUUUCAGUUGCAUGGAGUUAAGGUGCUGUGUGGACACUGUAUACAUAUUCUGCUCUCACUCAGAAACACUUCCAGGUGUUGAACAAUGUGCUUUUGACUCUUUUUUUCUUGUUUCCCUCUUUUGAAAUGAAAGCAACCUUUGGUUCAGCCCAUGUCCUUUGAAAGUGGAUAGAAUGGUUGGGUGUAGGUUACGUGAGAGAAAUGAUACUGUGAAAUGUUUCCCUUUUUAUUUAAAUCUAGAGCCUGGUGGUUAAUCUGAAUGUGGCUGGUAUGUUGCACAGAACUUGGACACAUUAACCCACGACUGAGACAGGUCUAGGUCUAGACCUCCAUGCCAGGCCAGAUGAUGAAGAGCCUCCAGUUUAGAAGCAUCGCCCCCAAGGCCCCAGCAGCGGUGGUUCCCUCCCCAGCCGCCAUCCUGUCCUGCCAGCACCCCUCUGCCCUCCCGGAGGCAGCCUCCACAGCCGUCAGCCCCAAGUCUAUCCUGGUCCCGGCCCAGAACUAUGCCCUGAUGCAGGUGGCAGGGCAGGAGGGUACCUUCUCUCUGGUGGCCCUGCCGCCUUCCGUAUCCCCUCAGUCGCCGCAGCAACAACAGCAGCAGCAACAGCCAAUCCAGAAGAACCUGAAGCUGCCCAUCCCCAGGUUCCAGCCAAUGAGGACCAAGAACACCCCGGAGAAGGUCAAAUCAGCCACGCCCACCGGUGGCAGCACCAGGGGGGUGAGGACACCCGCCAAGGUUGCCUUGACAACCCGGGACCAUCGGUCAAUAGCAGCCGUAAAGAAGAAGUUGUCAUUGGCUGAGCCCAAGGAGGAGCCAUCAGAACAGGUCAUACUGAUCGACUCCUCAGCCUCCUCUGAGCUCUCUGCCCUCACAGCCCUGCUCCCAGACAACGCCAUGCUCUACACUGGCUCUCCUCUGGAGCGAAUAUCAGUGGUGGACACCACCCCCGACCACCGGUCCACUCCUGCCCACGCCCCCGGCCCUGUCACCAGCAUGCUGCAGAACCUCCACUACCCAUCUGGUGGCAUUACUAAAAGUUCCCCGGUCGAACCAUCACAGGAUGAGAGCAGCGGUAAGGUUGCUAUCAGGUCGUGCCAACCCAAGCCUGUAGCCCAACAGCCCCAUCCACAGCCAGCUAGUAGCAGCAUCACUGUCCUCUCUCCAGCCAUCUUCAGCAAAGCUGUCCAGAUCAUCUCCUCCCCACCCAAGGGCAAGCUGCCCAUCCUGCCCUACUCCAAGAUGAAAAGCACCCUCAUACCCACCGCCAAACUCAACCUCAAUGCCAUGUCCCCCAAGAAGGCUUUCCCUAGCCAGCCUGACCUCUCCCCUUAUCCCUCUGAUCCCCAGUCCAAGACCCCGGAGACUGCUGAGGCCCUAUGUCAGAACCACAUGCCAAACUCCCUGCUGCAGAGUCAGCCUCAGGCCAAGACCACAGGCACCCUGUCGCUGCUGGGAACGCUACAGAUCCAGAAACCGUCAGGCAAGAAGAGGGGGAGGAAGAGGAAGACAAUGGAGGACAUUCUGGCCUUUGAGGCGAGGAAAAAGAGGUCCUUGUCGUUCUUUCGGAGGAGGGUGCCAGAGAAGCCUUCUCUCUCAGCCGUCAUCUCCUCCCCGCUGUCUAAACAGCAGAGGGAGGUGGACAUCUCUAAGAAGUACCGCAGCAUCAGACCCAAGCCUCACCACAUGCUGCUGAUGGAGACUGUACCCCAGCUGGUCAGCCUGCCCUCCCUCACCUCCUCUGACAGCCUGGAUUCAGAGCUCCUCGUGGGGCAUCAGUUCUCUGCCGAGGUCCUGGAGCCCAGUCCUGCCCAGCCCCAGCCAGCCUCUACCCCGCUAUACCUGAAAGGGGGCCCUUCUCAGAGGGUCUACCUGGGCAGUAGCCAGCCCCUCCACCGCUGCCCUACCUGCAGCCGCUGCUUCCAGUUCAAACACCACCUCCAGAGCCAUAUGAACAGCCACACCAACAGCAGGCCUUACUUGUGUCCUGUGUGUCAUAAGGCCUAUGCUCACUCUGGCUCCCUCAGCACCCACAUGAAGCUGCAUCACUCUGACGGGAGACCACGGCGGACGCUUCGCUGUGACUUCUGUGAGAAGGCGUUUGGCUACGUGGGUGUGUACUUCGGCCAUUUGCGGGAGGUGCAUAAGGUCAUCCUGACCGUGGAGCCGUCCGUCAGCCAGCAUGAAGACGACGUGCCUGUGGAGGGGGCCAUGUCUCCAGACCUGGGGGACGAGCAGGGCCAGGAGGAGCGUGAGGACCCGGUGGAGCUCCAGAUCAAGUGUAGCCGCUGUCAGGCCAUCACCCCCACCUUCGCCGACAUGAAGCUACACCUGCUCUAUGUGCAUGGGGAGGAGGUCCAGGUGUGCCUGCAGGACUGGGCUGGGGGGGUGGGAAGGUCACUGCGGGGGGGCCGGGAGGCAGAGGAAGAGCUGGUGAAACAUGCCGCCCACUACUGGCGCCAGCUCAAUGAGAAGAGGAACCUAGUCCGGUGUGGGAGCUGUGAUGAAGAGUUCUUCUCCUUCUCCAAGCUGAAGCGUCAUAUCCUCUCCCACCACCAGGGGGGACCGGAGGAUGAUGGAGAGGGGGAGCCGACCGGCCCCUCAGCCCGGGGAGGGAGUGGGGUCCUGAGGCAGGGAUUGGUGUUUAACUGUGUGCUGUGCAGCCAGGUCCUGGACAGUAAAGAGGAGGUGAUGGAGCACUGGAGGGGCCACCACCACUGUGAGGAGACCCAGGUACUCUGGGAGGCCCUCGGCUCCUACUCGGGAGAAAGGGAGAUGGACUUGCCCGACCACAGCACAUGUUAACAUUGCACUGGACACGUUCCAGGUCGUCUUUGUUGCAGUCACGCUGCACAUCUCAGAAUAUUGACUUUACUUAUUCCUUCUAGCCUUUAAAGAAGCGAAUUGCCAGAACAGUGCAUUUAAAAGAUUGAAAUAUCAUAUCAAUGUGGUUUCUGAGGUGUUAAAAAACACUUCUCCAGGCAUUGUGAGAUCUUAUAAUCGGGGCGGGCUGACUACAAUCAAUAUGCCCUCGAACGUACCCACUAUUUGUGUCUGUCUGAUCUGAUCAUGCGCUGUGUGCUGCUCUCAAACACACCCAGUUAGUCCCUAUUCACACUAUCCAGCCGACCCCGACCAUGCAGUACAUUUUCAGCAACUAUGGUGGCUGGGUAACCACUAACCAUGCAAGUAUAGCUCACCUCAGUAUGGUGAAUGGGUAUUAGUCCAUACAGAGGUCAGUUAUAGCACAGGUUAAUUUGUUAGAGAAUUCACUUGAUACAUUACAAAUUAUUAUUUAGUUUUUUUGUGGACUGCACUGUUUUUUUGUUUUGUGUCAGUGUUGAUUUUGUGUUUAGUUUUUUCUAUGUUUUAAUAUUUUUGUUUAAUAAAAUGGAAAGGAUUUGGU
This is a messenger RNA of Salvelinus namaycush (lake trout), 6665 nucleotides long. RefSeq names its product zinc finger protein 438-like. Bases 3593 to 6064 code for a protein of 823 amino acids. Gene Ontology annotation, biological process: regulation of transcription by RNA polymerase II. The transcript is spliced from 6 exons. Lineage: Eukaryota; Metazoa; Chordata; Actinopteri; Salmoniformes; Salmonidae. Gene Ontology annotation, cellular component: nucleus. The record is from RefSeq and is a predicted model, not a curated record. Gene Ontology annotation, molecular function: sequence-specific DNA binding; DNA-binding transcription factor activity, RNA polymerase II-specific.